Messenger RNA from Malaclemys terrapin pileata, 1001 nucleotides. Its product is annotated as zinc finger protein 853-like. The record is from RefSeq and is a predicted model, not a curated record. The transcript is spliced from 3 exons. Gene Ontology annotation, cellular component: nucleus. The coding region runs from base 197 to 958 and encodes 253 amino acids. Gene Ontology annotation, biological process: regulation of transcription by RNA polymerase II; central nervous system development. Gene Ontology annotation, molecular function: RNA polymerase II cis-regulatory region sequence-specific DNA binding; DNA-binding transcription factor activity, RNA polymerase II-specific. Lineage: Eukaryota; Metazoa; Chordata; Testudines; Emydidae.
UGGAGCUCACAGGCCGGGGGGAGCGAAUAGAGCAGGGACCUUCCUGUUCCCAGCCUCCUCCGGCUCGCUGCAGCCCGCAGCCCCCGGGUAGCCUGAUCCUGCAGCCCCCGCGCGCCGGGAGAGCGCCCCCGAAGCCGAGACCCCGGGCCCGUCCGCUGCGGAUUUCCCGGUUCCUGAGUCUCACGUGAUAUUCUGGAUGGAACAAGAGGGAGAGCCACGUGUCCAGGAUUCCCAGGACUUGAGGGAAGCGGAGCUGCCAGGAGGCACCUGUGCAGCCGCCGAUGGAAGUGUGAGUGAGACCGAGGGGGAGACGCCCCAAGAGGGAGGCGCUGAGCCGCAGGGGCCCGUCUCUGAAAGCCUCAGGGAGGCUGUCUCGCAGAGUCCCGAUCCGGAGAAAGCUUGCGAGAGUCAGGGCCGGCCGGAAAGGCAGCGGAGAAAGACCCCGGGCAAGAGGCUGGUUAAAUCCGCCACCCAGUGCGAGAAAGGCUUCCGGAAACUCAAGGACAUCCUGGUGCUGCGGCGAUCACAUUCGCGGCUGAGACCCACCAUCUGCAGCGAGUGUGGCAAAGGCUUCAGCCGGAGUUCCGACCUCAUCCGGCACCAGAUCACCCACACCGGCGAAAAACCCUACACCUGUGCCGACUGCGGCAAAGGCUUCAGCCAGAACUCCAAUCUGGUGACCCACCAGCGCAUCCACACCGGCGAGAAACCAUACCAGUGCAGGGACUGCGAGAAACGCUUCAGCGAGAGCUCCGCCCUCAUCCAGCACCAGCGCACCCACACUGGCGAGAAGCCCUACAAGUGCGGGGAGUGCGGGAAGCGCUUCAGCGUCAGCUCCAACCUCAUCCGCCACCGCCGGACCCACACCGACGAGAAGCCCUACAUAUGCAUCGAAUGCGGCGAGAGCUUCCGCCACAAGUCGCAACUGAGACGGCACCAGAAGCUGCAUGUGGCGUAGAAAGUGGCAGGGAGAGGGGGAUAGAUCGGAUACAGAACAGGUG